Messenger RNA from Penicillium macrosclerotiorum, 879 nucleotides. RefSeq names its product osmosensor SHO1 (gene sho1). The record is from RefSeq and is a predicted model, not a curated record. The coding region runs from base 1 to 879 and encodes 292 amino acids. The transcript has 3 exons. NCBI's taxonomy places the organism in Eukaryota, Fungi, Ascomycota, Eurotiomycetes, Eurotiales, Aspergillaceae. Gene Ontology annotation, molecular function: protein binding.
AUGUCGAAGUUCCGCCCCAGUAAUAUCCUCGGCGACCCGUUCGCGCUCGCAACCCUCUCUAUCUCGAUCCUGGCAUGGCUGAUCGCCUUCAUCUCGUCCAUUAUCGCGGACAUCCAGGCAGAUUACCCCAACUACUCCUGGUGGGCUAACUGCUAUAUGUUCUGCGUGAUCGUGGGCCUGGUGGUGACCUUUGGUACUGACACUUGCAAUGUUUAUGGCGUCGCGAUUGUGGGAUACCUCGCCUGUGGUCUUGUUCUGACCUCCCUCAGUGCGAACAAUCUGGUCUAUGCCAACCAGGGUUCCAUGCAGGCUGCGGGUGCCGGCUUCAUCCUCCUUUCAAUGAUCAUUAUCAUCUGGAUCUUUUACUUCGGUUCUUCCCCCCAGGCCUCUCAUCGCGGAUUCAUCGACUCCUUCGCCCUGAACAAGGAACAGCCCGGAUCCUUCCGUGGCAGCCGCCCCAUGUCGAGCGCAUUCGGCGGUCGCCCUGAAACCAUGGCUACCAGCAACACUCCACAGAUGUACACCUCCGCCCAACUGAACGGUUUCGAGACAUCUUCCCCCGUAUCCGGGUAUCCUGGCGGCGCCCCAGGCGCCGAACGCAAUUCCUCCCAGCCUCGCUUUGGUGCUCCUAGCGGUAGCCCUGCCCCGGGACCCGCCACUGAGGGACAAGACAAUAGCGAAAUCCCACAGCCCAGCGAAUACCCCUAUCGGGCGAAGGCCAUCUAUUCGUACGACGCGAACCCAGAAGACGCCAACGAGAUUAGCUUCAGCAAGCAUGAGAUCCUCGAAGUGUCCGAUGUCAGUGGCCGAUGGUGGCAGGCUCGGAAAUCGAACGGAGAGACGGGCAUCGCACCCUCCAAUUACUUGAUCCUAUUGUGA